This is a messenger RNA of Manduca sexta (tobacco hornworm), 6430 nucleotides long. RefSeq names its product putative epidermal cell surface receptor (gene sas). Lineage: Eukaryota; Metazoa; Arthropoda; Insecta; Lepidoptera; Sphingidae. The record is from RefSeq and is a predicted model, not a curated record. The transcript is spliced from 19 exons. The coding region runs from base 244 to 4698 and encodes 1484 amino acids. Gene Ontology annotation, molecular function: protein binding.
CGUUGUUUACGGGAGAAAUCUCCGACCGGUCGCCGUAGUCGACUGUCGAGACAGCGGGUUAGUGCCGCGCGACGCGUCGUCCAACCAUCACGUCGGAUCCACACCUCGCGUGUUGACGUGCCAAACAUUAUUACGAGCCCUCUCGACCAGUGUCCUGUGCUGUGUAUGUGAAGAAAGAUUUUUUGUUACAAAGUGCGUCUACCUGUCCGGAUUGUUUUUCAGUAUACCGAUGGGGAGCCGGUGAUGGGUCGGUGGACGCGCGCGUUCGCGCUGUGGGGCGUGUUGGCGCUGCUGUCAACGCGCGUCGCCGCCUACACUGUGGACUGCAACCACGAGUACACGGAUUGUGACACUGAACUUAGUAAAAUAGCCAGCGAAGAUGAGGAGAUGUCAUCAAGCUCGACAACAACUGUUGAAAUAACUUCAACUUCCACCACAACACUGCCUACAACACCAAAAAUGAUAGAUACAUCUGAAAACAAAACAGAUAUAGAUACUACUACCGAAGCUCAAAACGUAAAUGAAGCUAAACCUAAACCUAGAUUAUUAAAUUUGAGUGUAGAUGAACUCCAAAACUUUGCUAAUGCAUUACAUAAUCAGACUGAAGAUAGGAGUAAUAAGAAAGGUAUAGAUUUAAGUGAUGUCACCCUUGACGAUGACGAAGACGAACCACCGAGGGUGUUGCCUGAACAUAAACAUAAAGAUAUUCCAGACAAGUUCUACACGAAUUUACAAGCGCCCUUCCAUCAUCUGUUGAAUCCUGAUCGAGGCUCUGAUGAAGUUGAGACUUGCAAGGAAAAUGAAAUUUUUUACAAAGUUGGAGAAAGGAUGGAUCGAGGUUGCGAAGAAUCCUGCGAGUGUACACCAGGCGGUGUCUUCGAAUGCUCGCCACGCUGCAAGCAUCCGUACAUUCGUCGUGGCAGACGGCUGAACGACCCGCUAUGCUUCGAAUCACCUGUCGAUGACUGCUGCUCUAUCAUGGCCUGUGCAACUGGAAAUGGAGAUAUUAAGCCCACUAAAGUCGAAGUCUGUCGUUACGGCAAUGAGACUUAUGCAGUAGGCACGAAAUGGAAUUUUGGGUGUGAGCAGAGUUGCACUUGCGAGCCGAAUUCCAUCGUCACCUGCAAGCCAAGAUGCAAUCCUCUUCCGCCUUCUGAGAAGUGCAUCAACGUCCAAGAUCCAAACGAUGCGUGCUGCGAGAUCCAAGUCUGCGAUGUAUCUCACGAUGUACACGAAGAGCCUAGUGAAAAUAUCACUUCUUCUACCACCAAAGAGACUAAUGGAAACUUCGAAGACUUAGAUGAGCUAAGAGCAACGAUGCGACCAUUAGUACUAGCCGAACCUAUAGGCUCAGUGAAAGUACUCCACAACAAUUCCGUUCAAGUCAACCUCAUGCACUUAAACAACAGUGAAGAUCCUAUCCACCUACUCCUCAGCAGCGAUGGAGGAAAGUCUUACGAGGAUGUCGAACUUAAAUAUUCAAAUCUGAUACUUGAUUUAGAAGGUGGCAAAGAUUACAUUCUUAAGACCAAAGAGACAGGAACUAAAUUCAAUUUCACAAUAACUGCUUCUAAUGCUGGUGUUAACGAAGUGCAGGAUGAAGAAUUAGUAAAUACUACAAAGGCUGGAUGUUUUGAGAAUGGUCAAUUUUAUGCCGUGGGUGAGGAGUUCCACAUCGGCUGCGAACAGCUGUGCGAGUGCACAGGGCCGGACACACGGGAAUGCGCCGAGAUGAUCUGUCCCUCGCACGUGGGCUUAGAGCUGAUGUCCAAGGGCUGUGUGAAGUGGGCACCCAACCCCCCAGCACAGCCGCCCAACUGCUGCCCUCGCUCCGCCAGAUGCCUCAGCGAUGGCACAUGCCAUUAUAAUGGAAUUGCUGUACCGAAUUGGAGCGAAGUUCCUCUGUCCCUAACUGGUUGUGAACGUCGGUGUUACUGUGAGAAUGGUGUGCUGGACUGUCAGGAAGUUUGCGCCCCGCUCCCGCCUAUACCACCACAGACCUUGAGAUGCCCACCGCUUCAUCAUCCAACUCCUGUGAACAUAUCUGACGAGGACUGUUGUAAGAGAUGGGCUUGCGUGCCGAACGCAAACGACAAAGGAUCAUCAUUAAAAACUUACAGCAUGCCGAAACUUGGUGAACCGAACAUGAACUUCGUAACGCCCGUGGUACCACUGCUACCGACUAUUGCCUCAUCAAUACUCCCCACGCCACUUACGACCGAUUCCAUAGACUUUUACAAACACUUGACUCCUGUGAAAUCAUUUUCUAAACUUAAACCUGUCAACCCUGUUUCUAUUAGUAAGGCAAAGAAUGCUAUCACGCAAGACAAUGCAUCAGACAAUAAUAUUACAGUUUUCACUCUAGAUGAUUUCGAAUCACCAUUCAAGACUAUUCAUGCCGAACCUCCUUUGGUCAAUCAUGAUUAUCAAUUCCCCUUCCAAGAUCAUCGACAAGGUGCCGUGAUUGACAAUCCUAAGAAACCACCUAACUUCAUAACUCAUCUUCACCAUGGAAAUGAUAUGAAUUUCAUACUGACUGACAAGAAACAAAAUCCUUUACAAAAUGCUAUAGAAUCCAGAUAUCCUACUUUUAAACAGCAGUAUCUGUCGCAUUCGUUGGGUCCUCUAAAAAUUCCAUUUCAAAUUCAUGAUCCCGUAAAGAAAAUUCCAUUAUCUCAGAUUGAUAAUUUAGAUCUAUUUUUGCCAGAUCACGACCAUAAGGUUAUUACACCCACAGUUUCUUACCCAAAAGCGUACGUGAAUCCUACUAUUAAAACGAUAACCGAUCUUAGGACAAACCAGAAAUUUUUCGAGCCCGCAAUAAUGAAUAAAUCUGCAAAUUAUCCUGUUCCUAAAGUAUCUAUAAAUUCCAUUCUAUACAAUGAUCCAAAGGAAAAUGCUGCAUCAGGCACUCAUAAACAAGUCACUGUUUUACGGACAAAUGACGUUCAGAAUGUAAAGACGACCAAAAACCAACAUAAUGACAUUAUUUGGAGGCAAAAUGAUAAACAUCUGUUAACGAAAGCACCUAAUCCUUACGAGACAGUAUUACUGAGAGCUGUACCGAAUGCUCACAUUGACACAGUACCAGCAUCUACUACAAACACAAAGAUCCGAUAUGCUGGUAAACCAUACUCCUCCUUAGACCUUGAACAUUUGCUCAGUCAGAUGGAAAUAGAAUCGGAGGUGAAUAGGAAUCUUGGAAGGUCGGCCGAUAAGAAUCAAGAAGCAGCGGCAGGUCAAGGCUCAGCAGCAGGAUUCCCGAUGCACCCGGCGCAUCCCCCUCAUCCAGGACCGUCAUUCCUCCCAACGGUUCCUCCAGAAAAACGCUACCCACAAGAAGGUGUAGCUGACUAUGAUGACAUACACCGGCCCGUCAAUUCGUUGGAACCAAACCUACCAGGGUUGCCUCCAGAAUUCACUGUGCCUCCACACUUUGUAGACGACAAUAAGAAACUGACCGUCAUUUCCAUUCAAGCCGAUUCACCGACAAGUAUCAAAAUGUUGUUUGGAUUGCCGCCACUUCUUGUAGGACUGAGAGGAAGCAUUGAUUUGAGAUACACGGACAAACCUGAUGAAGACGUCUCGAAAUGGAAUUCGCAAGUGUUCGCCCCAGCUGACGAAGUAUUGACUACGCCACGAUUAGAGUUCCGUUUAACAGACUUAAAGCCUUCUACUACGUAUAAAAUAAGAGGCAAACUCUAUCUUCACAAUCUCCCAGUGGAACCAGAAAGUGGUGUAUAUAUCGUGCAUACUCCAGACCUGCCAACGGCUGGUCCAGUGGAGGAGAAACGCAGAGAGAUCGACAGCAAGUUGACCGUGGUCGAUGUAAACGUCACUACUGCGCACGUGAGCUGGAGACACUUCGACGAAGACGAGCUACAGUUUAUUGACGCGAUACAAGUCAGAUAUCGUCCAGUAGGCACUCCGAUAUACAGUAUGACGGAGCUACUGCACCACAGCCGCUCGACAGCUGAACUCCACGACUUGCGGCCUGGGAGCACGUAUGAAGCGUCGUUGGUGCUGGUACCACCACCUAAGGCCACCACGGAGCUGCACGACCCUGGGAAGGUUGAAUUCACCACGGCACCUUUCAUAGACCCAUACAACUGGACAGUGGUAGUAGAGGCGCGUGCGGUGGGCUCGGAGGCGGUGGAGGUGAUGUGGCGCGGAGUGCCUGCGCCGGCCGAGCGCUGGGUGCGCGUGUACCGCGCCGCGCAUGCGUGCGGCGGACACGCCGCGCCGGCCGAGCGCCGCGAGCACGACGACUUCAGGCUCGCCGCCAGGGACCUGCCGGCCACCAUCACGCUUACUGGGCUCGAGCCUAACAGCAGAUGUCGCGUGUGGCUCGAAUUAUUUUUAACAAAUGGCAAAGUGAAGACUAGUAAUGUGUUAGAAAUUAACACAAAAUCAGCGGAUUCACCUGAACCAAUUGACAAUACAAUAGAAGCGUCAUCAGUGGCGGGCAGUCGUGGCAGCCCUAGGGGUGACUACUACGGCGCGCUGGUGGUGGUGGGUGUGGUGGCAGCCUUGGGCGCGUUGACGUCACUGCUGCUACUACUAGUGGUGGUGCGACGGCAUCGCCCACGCUCCGUACCUAUCACACCUGUGCCAACGGCCCCGCGAGAGUCUUCGCUGCCGCCGUAUGACAACCCAGCGUACAAAUUAGAGUUACAGCAGGAAACUAUGGAUCUCUGACAGUUAACCUCCCGUGAGCACAAUGGGCUCAACGGGAUCUCAGAACGCGGCAUUGACGUCCCGGACUCUAACGGCCGGCCGUACAACGAGAUGGGCGUGUGAACAGACAAUGUGUAUAGUGAACUAGUGAUUAUAUGUGAUGUUGUUUAACCCUUUCAUGCAAGUGAUAAGCAGUUUGUAAUAAUCUACUUUUGAUGUUGGAUUUUUAUUCUCAGUGCCUGCCUUUCUGGAAUUCGUGUCCGAUUUGGCAAUAGGCUUGUCUCUUGUUACAUUAUAGGGCGAAACAGACGACGAAAAAUGGGUGUCUUAGUUGCACCUCUGCUUACCCUUUCGAGGUUAAAGGCAUGGUAUGUGCGCUUUGCAUAUGGUAUGAUAACCAGUAAUAGUGUUUGCAAUUGUCUCAUUGUGAAAAUAAAUGUACUUUUCCAUUGUUUACCAUUUUUAAAUUCGGUUGGUAAUCAUAAAAAUAAACUUACAUAGAUUUUUUUUUGUUAAUUUUUUGUGCAGAGACAGAGAGGUCUCUCAGACAUUUUUAACAUUACUGUUAGAAAUAUUUGAACAAUGAAUGGUAUUAACAAACAUUUUGUGAAAGAUUGCAGUUUUUAAAUUAUACCGAAUUAAUAAAAUGGCCACAUUAGAAGUAUACUGAUGACGAUAUGAUGACAUACGUGACAUCCAACUUUAUUACACUUUACACAAAACUGUGUAUGAAAGGGUUAACCAUGCUUUAAAUUAAGUUAACCUAAAAGCUCUGAAUCGAAAUACUGUAUAAUAAAAUAAGGUAGUGAUAACAAAUGAGUUAGGUUUAAUAUUAAAUCAAAGGUAUAAAUUAUGAUAUAAAAAAACUGCAAUUUACCGACAAUGUUACAUUUCACAUUCGUAUUACGGGACCAAAUCUUAUAUAGGUACCUGAUAUUAUGUAGCCAUCAUUACCUCUAUCUACCUUAUCUUCAUACGAUAUGAUGACAGCGAAAAAUGAAAUUUCCCAAAAGCGAACCCGACACAACACAUAAGGGGCCUUAUUCUUUAUGCCACACGUUAUUUUGAUAGAGCGUAGCAAGCACGUAACGCACUGCGUCACUUUAAAGACAAUAGAAAUUGGCAUACAGAAUAUCAUUUCACGCAAAUUUCACGAAGAUAAUGCGACAUGGUCGCGUUACGCGUUUACAGUGACAUACAGAAUAAGGGCCAAGUUCUAAUAUGCAUAAAAACGGUCUGCAAAUCGGUGUAAUAAAUAUUUAAUUUUACAUAAAAGGAAGUCACCAGGAAUCGGGUUUGCUCACCUUCUUUGGUAUAAAAUUCUCGCAGUGUACGGCCGGAUAUAAAAGUAGCCAAUAUGUUCAUUCAGAAUACCUGUGUCCAAGCUUCAUCCAAAUUUGUUUAGCGUUUAGUCAACGAAGAUCCAAUUAAAAUCCAAACUACACGCCAUAGUGGUUCUCGUAAGUGUGUCGCGUUCCAUGCAGCCUGCGUAUAUCCGGAUCCAACAAGCCGGCAUAAUUGUGUCAACUGCCGAGGGGUAAUCAUCUCUCGUCAGUCGACAUUCUAUUGGACCUAACUUAUCAUCAGGUGCAGUGGGGUCAGAUUGUCGUGCUCGCAUAAAAAAAAAAGUGUAAAUGUUUUAAUUUCAUUGUAAAUAUUGUUAAUAAGACUACCGGUAUCGCAUAAUGUAAAAUAAAUAAGCUCUGUAAUUCUUCGUAAUUUUUUAACUGUAAUAUAUAUUUUUAUAAUAUUA